UAAUAGAUGUUUUUACCAGUCUCUUGUGUGUUCAGGCCGUAUAGGAGAAUUUUGUCGCGAUCAAAACCGAUCGGUUUUGAGUUGAGAGGUCUUGUGACGUAAUCAAGAAAGUAUGAAGAGGUCCUGUCCCUAUGAAGUCGACACUCAAGAUCACAUUUGUCCAGAAAAACAACCGAGGUCCCAAGGAAGGCUUGGGAAACAUAGCAACUGUGCGAGUGAGGCUUAUCGAUAUUCACACGUCUGCUCGACGACACGGCGUUGCUGCCCAGACAGCCUGUCCGAGUUAGCAGCAAAAGUUGCGGCUGCAAAUGUCCCUUUUCAACUCGUAGAGGAGCGAUACAACCGUGUACCAGAGCCAGUGGUUCUUAAACUGAUCACGUGGUCAUUCCCUAGGUGUGAGGCGGACAUUCGUCGCUACAGUGCCCUCGCCUAUGAGCCUAAUGACCUUUGCCCACCAAAACAAUGCGGAGAGAUUCGACAGGGUACGACUGUCGCUAAUGCACAGGGAGAAGCUCGAUCUUCCCCAGCAAGAGAUCUUAAACAUCGUACCCUCCAGCCAGAUGCUUCGGAAGGCCAGGAUGUGACGUUCAGGAAAGGAGUAACACUAGCCGAAAGUGGUGCAGUUCGACAAUCAGUACAAAUCGGUUUUCAUUUGAGCGGAGUGGUGCAUGACAAAGUCGGAGACACUACGCCAUACCAUUACCCGUUCUCCAGUCCAAAGACUUCGACGCCAUGCAAAUUUAACGUAGCUGUUACUUUCGACCGUUGUAAAGUGACGUCAUCCACAUGUAACUGCCAACACGGGGACGGAAUCUUUUUCUGUCGUCACGUGGUAGCUCUCCUUAUAUUCAGAAUGCGAAAUUCACGAAAGGUUAAACUGCGGGCGCCGAUAUCUGACACACUUCAGAAAUUGAGUCGUGACCAGCUGCAAAAGCUUACGCAAUACCUUCUGUCCCGUCAUGCCAAUGUCCUGCCUACUGCCCAGGAGAUCGCUGAUUGUUUUUCUGAUGUUAAUUCUUCGAUCAACGCUGUUCAUGGGGCGCCCGACCCAACAGCAGGAGCAGGUUUUCAAGACGAAGAUCGAUGGAAUUUGGACGACAGCCACGUCACUAAUCACGUGAGGCAGCUAAUACUGGAGUCCACCAAGCAAGCCUCUGCAAAUCAGCUUUUCAAUAUGAUAGGCAAGAUUCGUGAAAUGAUGAAGGUACGAGACUGCAACGGUGCGCGACUCUUAACCCUUCUAACAGAAGAAUUACUCCGACAAGUUCCCAACUCAAACUCUGUACAACACAACGACGUGUGUGCCAAACUUUGGGACCAAAUAGGGCUCCUAUGGAUAUGCAUUGUCCUAAACCCCAGAAAAGACAGCGAAAGUAAGUCUAAAGUAUUAGAGCUCCUCACAUCUUGGAACGAGGACCCGCACUGCCCUCCAGAAGACUCGUUUACCGAUGCAGUCAGCGGGAACAACCCUAGAGAUCGAUCUGUGUUAUCACGAGCCAUGGAUGCUUGCUCUCUAAGAUGGGAUGACCCUCAUUUAAAACUCAUCCUCCGAAGAGAAAGAAAGAAACGUGGAAGAGCAGAAGGAGAGGAGAGAAAAGGAGCUGGGGAAAGAUUCCAGGGCGGAUUCGCAAACUUUAGCUCGGAUGGAAAACCACUGUGGCAUGAAAACACCCCUAUUGCUUGUGCAAGAGUUGAAGCUUUACGUUCGCAUGGAUAUGCUAAUGAAAGUGUGCGGUUGGCACGAGCUGUGGCUCGAACCAUCCGGGAAAAUGCUAUCAGUGGUUUCAAACUGUACCAGAGCAGCUCGCAUAGUCAACUUGACACAUUACCGGUGAAGAAAAACAACGGGUACGGUCUGGUUGGACAUCCGCUAAACCCAAUACAUAUCUUGUUUGAUACCUUGAUGGUAGCUGCAAUAAAUAAAGACGAGGAAACGCAGAAGUUGCUUCGUAAAGAAGCGUUCGAGGUUUGCUUGCUCGGUGUGGGCGAGCAGAGGUGUAUGCCUUCGAACGCACGAGCCCAGGAGAAAGUGCUUUCAUGCGAGAAGAUGUUGAUUGAGCAGUUGGAGAGACUCACAUUGGACGAUGAAUUAGUUCAAGUUCUACGUGAAGUUACAACACUGUUAAUGGAAGGUGGACCAGGAAGUGGUCUCGGAAAACGCGUACACAGAGAAUCGGUGCCAAUCCAUUCGUUUGCUAACUACCUCUUCAAAGCAUUGCUACCUUACGACAGAAAGCUUGUGUUUCGAAUGGGACUACAAGCUAUGCGUAUGACUGUACUUGAUGACGUAUACAAUCCAAGCGCGUUAGAAACAACUGACGAUAAUCAACAAGUUGCUGAAGAUCAACCUGCAGACAAUGUAACAAACCAGAUACAGGCUCCACAGCUUGAAGAACCACAAGACGUAUCACACGAGCAACCACCACUAGUUUUACCGUUCACAUACCCAGCGACAUGGUCGGUAAUCGGGGACCUUGAGGCGAGGCAGUACCAGCUCGCAUCCACUUUACUGCAAACGGCAAAAGGCGAGGUCAUGCUGCUUCGAUUGGUCGUGGAAAGUGUGCAGCGUCACAUGCGGAACGGCUCUCAUGUAUUUCAACUAUCACACGAUGCUUUCAAAUGCGCCACCAACCAAUCCGGCGCAGCACCUUCCGACAUAACUAUGCUUAACGUAGCCAUGCAGCUAGCAAUGCAGGUUCUUCGUAUGACCAUGCAAGGGGGUACAUGGCGACGAACGGAAAUGGUGGGGUGGCUGGUAACUUGCGCGACCGAGAUCGGGUUAUGCGCAUUGGUGUCCAUCAUCAAGACUUGGUAUACCUUGUUUACUCCUGUGGAAGCUAGCACGAUGGUAGCUGGAUGUGUUAUCUCUCCAAAUACAGCAGUGAGAUUGAACCUAGACCCUCGACAAAGAGAACAAUUGUACCACAGUGUAUGUCAAAUGGCGAUGCAGUGCGCCGUUAAAGACCCCCAAUCAUGCGCCUUGCGUUCCCUCAGUUUAUGCGAGACAUACACGUCAGCGUUUGAUGCUGUGUACCACGUCAUAGUCGAUUCGUCCAACAAACGAAGAAUAGAUUCUGCUCAACUGUUUACUAUUGCCCGCUACCUCGACCAACGUGGCUUCAACUCACAAGCGUUCACUGUUGCACAUGCUGCCACACGAAGGUUACGAGUUCCAUUCAAUCAUGAUGCUCAUCCGUCCGCGAAUGACCUUCUAUGGACAACACAACUUGCUCAAUCAUUAGGGAUGACUGAAUUGGAAGAUCUUAUUCUAGUCAUAGUUAACAAAGUACGAUGUGCGUCUGUUUUAUCCGAUGUCUUACGAACCUGCACCUCUAGCAUCAGUGGUCGUAUGCCAAAUGGCAACUACGGCAAUAGAGGACUUCGUGCUGACAGAGGACCUCUUCGUCCUCUUCUAGAAGCAGCAAUCGCUGCUUAUGUGAAGACAAUACAUAACAAACUGAGCCAUAUUAGCCCACGACAUUACACAGAGUUUAUAGACUUCUUAAAUAAGGCUCGUGAGACCUUCCUACUAGCUCCUGACGGCCAUUCUCAGUUCGGUUGUCUGUUGGCCAACUUAAAGACGAUCUACAAAGGAAAGAAAAAGUUGCUGAACCUCGUAGCUUUGCGUUUCGGAUAAACUCGUUUCUUCAACGUUAUUUUCAAGUUCCAUCCAAUUUCUUCACAUUUGAUAUCUUCAAAAACACCAACUCUUCUGCUGCUCAGUUUACAACAUGUGCAAUGAAGUUCUUCUCCGGCCGACACGAAAAAAGCCAGAAACAAUAUCAUAUAUUAUACCGUGCGACCCGUUAUGUAUUCCUGACUGCAAUUCCUUCAAGAUUUCACUACGUUUGUAACCAUGUAUAUCAGUUGUACUAAGACUCCACUGCUUUGCCUAUACCCUCUUCAAUAACCGCCUGUGCUCUUCCGAACGACCUCAUUGUAGAAAUUGCUGUAUAAUUUAUAUUCCAGCUAAUUUUCUCUGCAUUACCGAACCGGCCUUUUAUGCGGCCCUGUAUACGCAAUGUAGUGUUACGGUACUAUAUACUAUAUUGUCGCCAAUGCUAACGGAACACUGUGUGCUGCUAUAUCCCGACGUGAAUAUUCAUGACAAGCGUUCCAGUAUUACGCACAAACCGAAGUCUUGGAAGCAUUGCUGCCAUAUAGCACGCUGGAAUAAUCAAGUUACCACGCGUAUGCCGAAACACCUCUUCGCUUCAAUUUUUCUUUUUGCUUUGCGGCCUUUUUGUAUUUCAUACCGCCGUUCAUACGUGGCGGUUACUGUUUGUAGCUUUAAAACGAAAAAGAAAUCUAACAGAAAU
Ciona intestinalis (vase tunicate) is the source of this 4319-nucleotide messenger RNA. RefSeq names its product zinc finger SWIM domain-containing protein 4-like. Gene Ontology annotation, cellular component: Cul2-RING ubiquitin ligase complex. Gene Ontology annotation, molecular function: zinc ion binding. The record is from RefSeq and is a predicted model, not a curated record. NCBI's taxonomy places the organism in Eukaryota, Metazoa, Chordata, Ascidiacea, Phlebobranchia, Cionidae.